UAUACCCUGGCUGUUUUCGUGGAGCCAGCAAAGCCAGUUUAAGGUUCCCAGCGAUCUACGAGGUCCCUCGGAGUGGUUCGGAGGCUCCAGUUGGGGCUGGCCUGGUGGGUAGGUCCCACUCCCUUCAGCAGACCUAGCCCAGUCCUGCUGUCCUGGGGAGGCCCGAGGAAGCCCUACAGAGAGAAGGGUCCAGCCACAGCCAGAGAGGCACCAUGGUCCUGGCUGGCCUCUGGGCCUUCCUUCUGUGUGCCUGUGUCCUAGGCCACCCAAAGCAAACAACAUCUGGAGGAGAGGAUAUGAGAAAUUGUUCUGUGACCCCACCGUAUCUUCCAGUCACAGCUGUCAACACCACUGCCCGGCUUAAGGACCUUCGACAGCAGUUGGAGACUAAUGGGCUUGAUGCCUACAUCAUUCCUGACACUGACGCCCACCUGAGUGAGUACCUGGCCAAACACGAUGAGAGACGCUGGUGGAUGUCUGGCUUCAGUGGCUCGGCAGGAAAUGCAGUGGUGUCUAAGACAAAGGCAGCUCUGUGGACCGACAGCCGCUACUGGAUUCAGGCUGAACGGCAAAUGGAUUGCAACUGGGAGCUGCAUAAAGAAGUUGGCGCUUCGCCCAUGGCAACAUGGAUCCUGGCAGAGAUUCCAGCUGGAGGUCGAAUUGGCUUUGACCCCUUCCUCUUCUCCAUCGACACAUGGAAGAGUCUUGAUCUUCUCCUUCAAGGUACCAACAGAAGCCUGGUGGCCAUCACAGACAACCUUGUGGACCAGGUUUGGGGGACAGAGAGGCCUUCCCUUCCCAGUCAGCCAAUUUACUACCUCCAGGAGAACUUCAUAGGGAGCACAUGGCAGGAUAAAGUCACAGAAAUCCGAAACCAGAUGCAAAAGCACGAUAAAGCCCCCACAGCCGUCCUUCUGUCUGCGCUGGAUGAGACAGCUUGGCUCUUCAAUCUUCGCAGCGAUGAUGUUCCUUACAACCCCUUCUUCUAUUCCUACACCCUACUGACCAACUCCUCCAUCAGGCUAUUUGUGAAUGCAAGCCGGCUGAGCAAUAAUGUCCUACAGUACCUGAACUCAGAUUGCACGGACCUGAUGUGUGUGCAAAUUGAAGAUUAUGGCCAGAUCCGAGAAAGUGUCCAGGAGUAUGCCUCAGGAGAUGUACGAAUCUGGCUUGGAACUGAAUACACCACCUAUGGGCUCUAUGGGGUCAUACCCCAGGAGAAACUUGUAGAAGACUCCUACUCUCCAGUGAUGGUGACCAAAGCUGUGAAGAACACAAAGGAGCAGGAGCUGCUCAAGGCUGCACAUGUGCGGGAUGCUGUGGCUGUGAUCAGGUACCUGGUGUGGUUGGAGAAGAAUGUGCCUCAGGGUACCGUGGAUGAAUUCUCAGGGGCAGAACAAGUAAACAAGUUCCGGGGAGAAGAAGAAUUCUCAUCAGGGCCCAGUUUUGAAACAAUCUCAGCCAGUGGCCUGAAUGCUGCGUUGGCCCAUUACAGUCCAACCAAAGAGAUCCACCGCAGCCUGUCCCAAGAUGAGAUGUACCUGCUGGAUUCUGGAGGGCAAUAUUGGGAUGGAACAACAGAUAUCACCAGAACGGUCCACUGGGGGAUCCCUUCUUCUUUCCAAAAGGAAGCCUACACCAGGGUGCUGAUGGGAAACAUCGACCUGUGUAGACUUGUCUUCCCCUCAUCCACAUCAGGGCGAGUAGUGGAGGCCUUUGCCCGAAGAGCCCUGUGGGAAGCUGGUCUCAAUUAUGGACAUGGCACGGGGCAUGGCAUUGGCAACUUCCUCUCCGUGCAUGAAUGGCCAGUGGGAUUCCAAUCCAGCAACAUUGCUAUGACCAAAGGCAUGUUCACAUCCAUAGAACCCGGUUACUACCAGGAUGGAGAAUUUGGGAUCCGUAUUGAAGACGUGGUCCUGGUGGUAGAAGCCCAGACCAAGUACGGUGGGUCCUUCCUGGCCUUUGAGGUGGUGUCCCUGGUACCGUACAGCAGGAACCUUAUCGAUACCAGUCUGCUGCUGCCAGAGCAGCUGGAGUACCUGAACCAAUACUAUAGGACAAUUCGGCAAAAGAUUGGUCCUGAGCUGCAGCGGCGGGACCUGAAGCAGGAGUACGAGUGGCUCCUGCAGAACACAGAGCCCCUGAGCAACAACAGCAGUUGGGCCCAGCUUCCGGCAUCACUGACUGUCCUGGUGGCAGCUAGCCUUGCAUCCGUCCUGGGCCAGAGCCUAUAGUGAGGAGACCUCACAGCACUCCCCCCAGGCCUGAGACCAGCAUUGAAAGUUCAAGCCCCCUGCCUCAAAACGUCACACUUAUAACCUUUAGGGAAGAAACUUGCAGGCUGAAACUGGUUUUCCCUCUCCCUUCCCUACUAAGUCUGAGGCCUUCCCAUCCUAGACUUCCUGACCCUGGCCCCAGGCCAGGAUGUCCUGCCCAAAGGAGUCCAGGGACUUCCAGGAUUCUAGACAUCUGGGCUAGGAGUCUAAGGUAGGGCUUUGCUUUUAAAAAGUGGACUUUUUUAUAUUUGCUCUCACUUUUCAAUGAAAGAGUCAGAGGUCUCUGUCUGUAGUCAAAGGGCUUGGGUUCAAAUUCUGGCUCCACUACUUACUACCUAUGAGACCUUGGGCAUGUCACAACCUCUCUGGGCCUCAGUUUUCUCAUCUGUGAAAUAACCUGAAGAUUGAUCUAGAUGACCUUAAUGAUCCCUUCCUUGUUCUAAAUCUAUGCUCCUAUGGUCCCUCCUUCACAGAACCCUCUCUCAUAACAAGUCAAGCAAAAGAAAUCAAUGUGUUAGCCACACGUGACAAAGUACACCUCAUUCAUUCCACACCAAUGGUCCAACAGCUCUCUGCCAAGAGACAGGGAGCGUAUCGUACUGAGUCCUUGGACGUUCUGAGAGGUCACUGCAUCAAUGAGUUCCAAAAUCUGCCAUUGUUGUUUUCUUUUACGUUAUUGUAGGCAGCAUGACGAUUGUUUCCUAGAUUCUGCUCGCUCCCUUCUUCAAUGUCAGUUCAUACAAAUCUUCCCAAGUUUCUCUGAAUUCUA
Trichosurus vulpecula (common brushtail) is the source of this 3045-nucleotide messenger RNA. It is a transcript of the gene XPNPEP2, whose product is annotated as X-prolyl aminopeptidase 2. The record is from RefSeq and is a predicted model, not a curated record. Bases 213 to 2234 code for a protein of 673 amino acids. Gene Ontology annotation, molecular function: metalloaminopeptidase activity. Lineage: Eukaryota; Metazoa; Chordata; Mammalia; Diprotodontia; Phalangeridae. The transcript is spliced from 21 exons.